AUGGUUCAAACAUUCAACCCUGAUGAACAUUUAAAAAUAAUUAAUGAAUGUCAUAACUGUAUAUCAACACCAAAUAAUGAAGAUUUAAGACAAUCGCUUUUAAAUAAAAUCCUACCUCAAACAAAGCUUCUUAAUGGUUGGUUACCUUAUUUACAGCAAAUAACAGACUCCCAGCGAACAGUUUUAAAAACAAUGGCACAUCAAAAUAUUCAAGCAAGGGUUGCUUAUAUCAGAGCCAUUUCGAAACCUCACUUAGAUCAAAUAGACUCUGAGGGCUAUCACUAUACUAGAAAUCCUUAUUACAGACAAGUAAUGAAUGAAAAAAAUGAAAUAAAUGACAAAUACAACGAAUUAUUGGCAAAUAACAAUGCUGGACGUUCAAAUUCCGAUCAAGGAUCAAGUCACGAUGAUGAAGGUGAAGGAACUUUACAGAAAAAAGUUGGAAAAAUGAAUAAACAAUUUGAACGUGAGCUUAAGCGAAUAAAUCAACAACUUUUAGAAAAUAUGGAAAUAAAUACUCGGAUUUUAGAAGAUAUGAAAGAAAAUAUGAAAAUAAAUGACAAAAAUACGCAAUCAAAUGCUCAGAUUUUAGAAAGUGUGAAAGAAAAUAAGAAAAUAAAUACCCUUAUUUUAACCAAUACGCAAAUAAAUGCCCAAAAUUUAGAAAAAAACAAGAAAACAAAUGCUCAAAUUUUAGAAAAUACGCAAAAUUUAAAAUCACUUGAUUUUGAAUGUGACCGUUUAUUCAAAGAAAACAACUUUUAUAAAAAAGAAUUAGAAAAUAUUAAAAAUCAAUUAACGAAUACUGAGAAAAAAGCUUUAAAUUUAGAAGCUGCACUCGGGGAUGCUACUAAUGUUCGAUUGAGUGAUGAAUCCCCAAAUAAUUCUCUUCAAUUAAAAAGUGAUAUCACUAAAUUUAAAAAAUUAGUAGAGAAUUUUAUUAAAGUCAAAGGAAGACACAUAAAAAUCAAAGAGCAAGCAGCAAAUGAUUUAUUAUUAAAAUAUAGGUUUAAAAAAAAUGAAGAUACUUUUAAGGAUGUUUUAGGAUUCAUCCUUCAAAGUAUAGUAAUUGAUAUAAUACUUUCUGCGAUAGAAAAAAUAACAGACAGAGACAAAAACGGAAAUUUCAAUUAUUUGGAAGCAGCAAUUAUGGAUUAUACUAAUUCUAUGAUUAAAUGGACCACCGACCUAUCUCAAACAAAAGAUGGGGAUGAUCAUGUUACCAAGAUGACCCCUAUCAAAAUUCGACAACAAAUAUAUGAGGCACUUGCAUUGCAAUAUUCAUCUUCAUCAUCAUCGAAUUCGGAAUUUCCCAAUUUCGGCAAUGCUCGUGUUUCUUCUGGUUCGUCAAGAACUUCAAGCGGUAAGAAGUUGAUAAAAUCAACUGUUUCAUCAUCGUCCUCACCAUCGUAA
Entrophospora sp. SA101 is the source of this 1413-nucleotide messenger RNA. The record is from the annotation of a GenBank genome assembly. NCBI's taxonomy places the organism in Eukaryota, Fungi, Glomeromycota, Glomeromycetes, Entrophosporales, Entrophosporaceae.